Messenger RNA from Pteronotus mesoamericanus, 5880 nucleotides. RefSeq names its product CASK interacting protein 1 (gene CASKIN1). The transcript has 20 exons. The coding region runs from base 1 to 4326 and encodes 1441 amino acids. Lineage: Eukaryota; Metazoa; Chordata; Mammalia; Chiroptera; Mormoopidae. Gene Ontology annotation, cellular component: cytoplasm. The record is from RefSeq and is a predicted model, not a curated record. Gene Ontology annotation, molecular function: protein binding.
AUGGGGAAGGAGCAGGAGCUGGUGCAGGCGGUGAAGGCGGAGGACGUCGGGACCGCGCAGAGGCUGCUGCAGAGGCCGCGGCCGGGGAAAGCCAAGCUCCUGGGUUCCACCAAGAAGAUCAAUGUCAAUUUUCAGGACCCGGAUGGCUUCUCUGCCCUGCACCACGCGGCCCUGAAUGGCAACACAGAAUUGAUUACCUUGCUGCUGGAGGCUCAGGCUGCUGUGGACAUCAAGGACAACAAAGGCAUGCGGCCACUGCACUACGCAGCCUGGCAGGGCCGGAAGGAGCCCAUGAAGCUGGUGCUAAAGGCAGGCUCAGCAGUGAACGUCCCAUCGGAUGAGGGCCACAUCCCCCUCCAUCUAGCAGCCCAGCACGGUCACUAUGAUGUGUCUGAGAUGCUGCUGCAGCACCAGUCCAACCCGUGCAUGGUAGACAACUCGGGGAAGACACCCCUGGACUUGGCCUGUGAGUUCGGCCGCGUUGGGGUGGUCCAGCUGCUCCUGAGCAGCAACAUGUGCACAGCCUUGCUGGAGCCCCGGCCAGGGGACACCACUGACCCCAAUGGCACCAGCCCCUUGCACCUGGCAGCCAAGAAUGGUCACAUCGACAUCAUCAGACUCCUCCUCCAAGCUGGCAUUGAUAUUAACCGCCAGACUAAGUCUGGCACGGCCCUGCAUGAGGCUGCACUCUGUGGGAAGACAGAAGUGGUUCGGCUGCUGCUGGACAAUGGGAUCAAUGCUCACGUGAGGAACACGUACAGCCAGACAGCCCUGGACAUUGUACACCAGUUCACCACGUCUCAGGCCAGCAAGGAGAUCAAACAGCUACUGCGAGAAGCCUCGGCAGCUCUGCAGGUCCGGGCAACCCAAGAUUAUUGCAACAAUUAUGACCUGACCAGCCUCAACGUGAAAGCUGGGGAUAUCAUCACAGUCCUUGAGCAGCAUCCAGAUGGCCGGUGGAAGGGCUGUAUCCAUGACAACCGGACAGGCAAUGACCGGGUGGGCUACUUCCCAUCCUCCCUGGGCGAGGCCAUCGUAAAACGAGCAGGUUCCAGAGCAGGCGCUGAACCAAGCCCGCCUCAAGGAGGCAGCUUGUCGGGACCCUCUGCACCUCCUGAAGAGAUCUGGGUGCUGAGGAAGCCUUUUGCAGGCGGAGACAGAAGUGGCAGCUUGAGCAGUGUGGCUGUUGGCCGGAGCAGUGGGGCCCACACCCUGCAUGCAGGCUCUGAAGGGGUCAAGCUCCUGGCAACAGUGCUCUCCCAGAAGUCCAUCUCAGAGUCUAGCCCCGGGGACAGCCCCGUGAAGCCUCUGGAGGGCUCCGCAGGUGCAGCUCGGUCCCAGCCUCCAGUGGCCCACGGAGGGCAGGUCUAUGUAGAGCAGCCACCCAAGAAGCUGGAGCCAGCAUCGGAGGGCAAGAGCGCUGAGGCUGUUAGCCAGUGGCUCGCCACGUUCCAGCUGCACCUGUAUGCCCCCAACUUCCUCAGCGCUGGCUAUGAUCUGCCUACCAUCAGCCGCAUGACCCCUGAGGACCUCACGGCCAUUGGGGUCACCAAGCCAGGCCAUAGGAAGAAGAUCACAGCAGAGAUCAGCAGCCUCAGCAUCCCUGACUGGCUGCCUGAGCACAAACCUGCUAACCUGGCCGUGUGGCUGUCCAUGAUCGGCCUGGCCCAGUACUACAAAGUGCUGGUGGACAACGGCUAUGAGAACAUCGACUUUAUCACCGACAUCACCUGGGAGGACCUGCAGGAGAUUGGAAUCACCAAGCUGGGACACCAGAAGAAGCUGAUGCUGGCAGUGAGGAAACUGGCAGAGCUGCAGAAGGCAGAGUAUGCCAAGUAUGAAGGGGGACCCCUGUGCCAGAAGGCGCCACAGUCGCUUGAAGUGAUGGCCAUUGAAUCGCCACCCCCGCCUGAGGCUGCCCCAGCUGACUGCCAGUCUCCGAAGAUGACGACCUUCCAGGACAGCGAGCUCAGUGGUGAGCUGCAGGCUGCUAUGACUGGCCCAGCGGAGGGGGCCGCCGCCCCUGCCACUGCCGAGAAGCCUUCCAACCACCUGCCACCCACCCCAAGGGCCUCCGUGCGUCAGGAGCCCAGCCUGGGUGGGCGGGCACGGCACAUGAGCAGCUCUCAGGAGCUUCUGGGUGAUGAGUUCCCUGGGCCUGGCAGCCCAAUGUCAAGGAGCCAGGAGUACCUGCUGGAUGAGGGACCAGCCCCUGGUCCUCUGCCUAAGGAGGCUCGGCCCAGCCGCCAUGGCCACAGCAUCAAGCGGGCCAGUGUGCCCCCAGUGCCUGGCAAGCCACGGCAGGUCCUCCCACCGGGUGCCACUCCCUUCACGCCCCCCCAGACUCCCACUAAAGCCCGGCCAGGUUCCCCUCAGGCCCUGGGGGGGACUCAUGGUCCAGCCCCAGCCACAGCCAAGGUGAAGCCCACCCCACAGCUGCUGCCACCAAUGGAGCGACCUAUGUCGCCCCGUUCACUGCCUCAGUCACCCACACACCGUGGCUUUGCCUAUGUGCUGCCCCAGCCUGUGGAGAGUGAGGCAGGGCCAGCUGCUCCUGGGCCCGCACCUGCACCUGUGCCCAUGCUGUGUCUGCCCCCUGAGGCCGAUGUGGAGCCAGGGAGGCCCAAGAAGCGUGCCCACAGCCUGAAUCGCUAUGCAGCGUCUGACAGUGAGCCAGAGCGGGAUGAGCUGCUGGUGCCAGCUGCCGCAGGGCCCUAUGCCACAGUCCAGCGGCGUGUGGGCCGCAGCCACUCAGUGCGGGCGCCUGCUGGUGCCGACAAAAAUGUAAACCGCAGCCAGUCCUUUGCUGUUCGGCCCCGAAAGAAGGGUCCGCCACCGCCUCCACCCAAGCGCUCUAGCUCAGCCAUGGCUAGCGCCAACCUAGCUGAUGAGUCACUACCAGAUGCCGAGACCAAGGUGGCUGGGACUGAGGAUGGCCAUCUGGGGGUCCGGGCACAGCGCCGGCGGGCCAGUGACCUGGCCGGCAGUGUGGACACAGGCAGUGCUGGCAGUGUGAAGAGCAUUGCAGCCAUGCUUGAGCUAUCAUCCAUUGGGGGUGGGGGCCGGGCAGCCCGUAGGCCCCCUGAGGGCCACCCUACACCUCACCCUGACAGCCUGGAGCCAGGCCGAGUGGCCACAGUGUUGGCCUCAGUGAAGCACAAGGAGGCCAUUGGUCCUGAUGGAGAAGUGGUGAACCGGCGCCGCACGCUCAGUGGGCCUGUCACAGGACUACUGGCCACUGCCCGUCGGGGGCCUGGGGAACCAGUGGCGCCUGCAGAUCAUGGCCACUUUGUGGAAGAUGGCACUACCCGGCAGCGGCUUCGAGGUCUAGCCAAGGGAGAGGCAAGUGGGGACGGCCCUCCCUUGGCCAGGGUGGAGGCCAGUGCCACACUAAAGAGGCGCAUCCGAGCCAAGCAGAGCCAGCAGGAGAAUGUCAAGUUCAUUCUGACUGAGUCUGACACAGUCAAACGCCGGCCCAAGACCAAGGAGCGGGAGACAGGUCCAGAGCCGCCCCCAUCACUGUCUGUGUACCAGAAUGGCACGGGCACUGUACGCCGCCGACUGGGCUCUGAGCAGGCUGGACCCCUGGAGCUGCCCCCGCCACCCCCACCUGCCGAGCCACCGCCCUCUGGCCUGAUGCACUUGCCCCCGCUGCCCCAACCAGACAGUGAUGCCCGGAAGCCAGCCAAGCCACCUGUCUCUCCCAAGCCUGUCCUGGCUCAGCCGGUGCCCAAGAUCCAGGGGUCUCCCACGCCUGCCUCCAAGAAGGUGCCGCUGCCAGGUCCUGGCAGCCCAGAAGUGAAGUGUGCUCAUGGUACGCCGCCGCCCGUGUCUCCCAAGCCACCGCCGCCGCCUACGGCGCCCAAGCCCGCCAAGGCCGCGGCAGGGCUGCAGUCAGGCAGCGCCAACCCGUCACCCACGCCCUCGCCGGCGCGCCAGCCGCCCUCUGCCCUCGCCAAGCCAGCCAGCACGCCUCCCUCGCUGAGCGCUAGCCCCGCCAAGCCCCCAUCUCCCAGCACUCCGGCGCUGCACGUGCCCGCCAAGCCGCCGCGCGCCGCUGUCGCUGCAGCCGCCGCUGCAGCCACUGGGCCCCCAGCCGCGUCCGUGUCCGACGGUGCCUCGCCUGGAGACAGUGCCCGGCAGAAGCUGGAGGAGACCAGCGCGUGCCUGGCGGCGGCGCUGCAAGCAGUAGAAGAAAAGAUCCGGCAGGAGGACGCACAGGGCCUACGCCCCUCGGCCACGGAGAAGAGCACGGGUAGCAUCCUGGAUGACAUCGGCAGCAUGUUUGAUGACCUGGCGGACCAACUGGACGCCAUGCUGGAGUGACGCGGCCCACGUUGGGCCCGCCCAUGCUGUCUGGGCUCCGCCUGCACACUGACCUUUACCUCAGGAUGGGCACCUCUGGGCGCGGCCCAAGUGGGCAGGGUAGAGGGCUGAGGGGGGCAGGGUGCAGGGGGCGCCCGCCAGGGCCAUGAGGCAGGGGCGGGUCAUGCUACCCAGCCCCUGCACAAGCACAACUCCUGCCCCCUGGGCUCAGGCAGGAUGCCCAGCUUGGAAAACUGCCUGGCCUAGGGACCCAAGGGCUCUGGACAGAUGCUGCUGCCCUGUGGGUGCCCAUCCCUGUCUGCUGCUCCCUGUGCAAUAACUGCUGGGCCACCUGCCCACCCACCACCAGGCUCUGCCCACUGUGUAGAGAAGGGGCGGCCCCAGGCACCCCUGCCCUGAGUCCAGGCUGGGCCCACCCUGGGAGGUAGUGAGAGGGAGGAAGCCACUGUAGCCCCCUCCCCAAUCUGUGGCAGAGCACAGGCCUAUGCCCAGCACAGAACUGCCCAUUGGGGACCUCUGCCAGCGGCUCUGGCACAGCACAAGGGGCUGGGGUCAGCACCCCUGCCUCAUUGUACCCACAGAAUAUAAGCUAUCAAGAGUAUUAAUUUAUUGGGAAUGAGCUGAGGCAGAUUUCCCCAGAGAAACAAAAAAGGUAUAACUUUAACGAAUAUAUAUUUAAAGAAAAAAAAUAUUAUUGAUCCUAUAGAAAACCAUUUACCAACUGCAAGGACACUGGAGUCUAGCUUGAGACAAAAGCUGUUAGAGUCCCUGGCCACUGUCUGUCCUUUCUUGCCUCUAUCCAGGAGUGGCCAGACCCCUGGCCCAGUAGCACAACAGGAGGGUUCAGUCUGGGGAAGGGUCUGUGCUCCACCAGGGCCUCCCUCUGCUCUCUUUCCUAACUUCUCUGCAUCUGAAGAACUCGAAGGAUGUGCCUUGCUGCUGGGCUGUGUCCUUCACACCGUGGAGAUGAUGCAGCGGGCUCCCUUCUCUCUGUGGGGUGCUGCUGUGAACGUCUGCCUGGGUUUCAGGGGAGUUGUACAGUGUGAAGUGGUGGGUUGGCUAGAUGACAGCGGCGGGUGCAGGGCAUGCAUGCCAGGCUGCGUGUGGAGCGUGUGAAGGUGUGCCUGACCCUCCCUCUCCAGGCCCCAAGCAGGCAGUCAGCCCACCCCCACCUGAAUUCCUACAGAUGCUUCUGCUCAUGGUCCAAGGCUGUGUCGUGUGGUUGUUCUCGCCCUUUCUCCCCUCUCCCCCAACCCCUCCAAAAAGUACUGACCAGCCUCCUCUACUGUGUUUGCUGAUCCACUUGUGUUGGACACAACUUUGACAUCUCUUUAAAAAAAAAAUUAAAAAUGCCAAAAACCAGCGAUUGUGAUACAGGUGGGGUGGAGGGGAUCGGAAAAGGUGGCAUCUGGGAAUGUGAGGCCCCUUCCAGUUGUCAUGCUGUGUUGCUUCUGGCGGAUAUACCUGGCCUCUCCUUAGUAGGUGGCCCAGGCUGGGGCUCCAAGCAGGUGAGAAGUGGGGGUCUGGGCAGGAAAGUACUGUCAGCAGUCAAUA